This is a messenger RNA of Quercus robur (English oak), 2319 nucleotides long. Its product is annotated as serine/threonine-protein phosphatase 7 long form homolog. The transcript is spliced from 7 exons. Bases 1 to 2319 code for a protein of 772 amino acids. Gene Ontology annotation, biological process: meristem maintenance; meristem development. The record is from RefSeq and is a predicted model, not a curated record. NCBI's taxonomy places the organism in Eukaryota, Viridiplantae, Streptophyta, Magnoliopsida, Fagales, Fagaceae.
AUGUGGUGUAGCUUUGAAGGGGAUGAAUUUGGGUAUUUGAUUGCAGAUAACACACAUGCAUCAGAUUCAUCUGAGAUAUGUGUUAAAUCUUGUCUCCUUAUGGCUGCUGCAAAUGCUGGAGAGAUUAACCAUGCGCAGCCUGGCCCCAUUGACACGUCAGUGUUGACGUUGCAGCCCAACCAUCGAUCAGAAGCCAUUUGGAAUGGGCAGGAUCCAGGGUCCCUUAAAUGUCGUGCCCGUAGUGAAGAGUUCUCGAAUCGAGAGCCAAUGGUGGAUGAUCGAGUGAUUGACAUCAUUAAGGCACUUGGUUUGGAGGGACUUCUCAGGACUCCGGGUAGAGAGAUUGAUCAUGGCCUGAUAACGGCCUUAGUGGAGCGAUGGCGGCCCGAGACUCACACAUUCCACAUGCCGCAUGGUGAGGUCACCAUCACAUUGCAGGAUGUGGAGGUUCUUCUUGGACUUCCUGUUGAUGGUGACGCUAUAACAGGGAGCACACAAAAAAUAUGGGAGACUGUGUGCGAUGAGUACCUUGGCUUUCGACCUGCCAAUGAAGACCAUCUGGAAUGUACUGGCCAGAGGAUUCUCAUCAAACGGCUUUUGGAGCAAGUUGCCAAUCCACUGCCGCCUAAUGCUGAAGACGAUGAAGUGCAUAGGUACGCACGAUGCUACAUCCUAGCACUAUUGGGGGACACAAUCUUCAUGGACAAAUCCGGUGAUAGGGUGCAUCUAAUGUGGGUGCAGCAGUUGGAAGACCUUCGCAACCCACGAAGGUAUAGUUGGGGAAGUGCUUGCCUUGCAUGGCUGUACCGACAGUUAUGCAGGGCAAGCGAUAAGAGAGCCAGUCAGAUUGGUGGGUGUUUACUGUUGGUCCAGUAUUGGGCGUGGGCCAGAUUCCCCUUUUUGUGCCCGGCAGUUGAGCGUGGCCCACCAGUGGGUGCUUAUGGUCCUCCAGUGCGUGGUCCACUGUCCCUUAAGUGGAUGUGGGUCCCAAACAAGAAAAAUAGGCCCGCCCAGGUCUUUAGGGACAGGUAUCGGGAGCAAAUAGCGUUAAUGUUGCCAAACCAGGUGGUGUGGCAGCCGUAUGAAGAUGAAUACGAGAACCUUCCGCCGUGGUGCGUUGCAGGGAGGGCAGUGUGGACGGCAAUGGUGCCGCUUGUAUGUUUCCAUCUAGUAGAGAAACAUACACCGGAUCGUGUCGUUCGGCAAUUUGGGAUGAUCCAAGAAAUUCCCCGCCAUGUUAACACGGACCCGGUGCUUCAUGCCAUUGAUUUGAGGGGGAAGAUGGGUGUUGAUUGGAUGCGGAGACAUGCUAUGCAUCUCACGGAGUGGGGUCAUCGCCUUCAACAUCGUUGUGAAGCAGUGCUUGGUGAUAUGCCUCUACAGCACCAGUACUUCGAUUGGUUCACAAGGAUAACUCGAAGGUUUAUCGAUAUCCCCGGUGCUAGAUUCAUUGUAAUGAUUGAAGGAUAUGUCCGUAUGAUGCGUCGUCACCCAGUGGGUACGGAGGCCCACAAUGACAUUAUUAAUGUGCUGGAGGCAGUGCAUGAGAUUGGCCGUGUACGACCUCGGGAACCUGAGGGCCCGAACGAACCGGCAGCUACUCCUGCGGCAGCGCCUACUCAGAGGCCAAGCACUACUGAGAGCCCAAGCACGAGCACAGCUCCUACCGGACGUUGCUCUCGUCCGCCUGUUGCUACCCCUCAGGUUCUCCCUACCCUCGAUCCCUCUCCAUCCACCGCACAUCCAUCCCUUAGCCCCACCAUCCCUUCACCCACCCCACAUCCAUCCGUUAGCCCCACCAUCCCUUCACCCACCUCACAUCCAUCCCCUACCCCCACCAUCCCUUUAGCCACUCCACAUGAGUCCCCUAGUCCCACCAUCCCUCCACCCACCCCACAUGAGUCCCCUAGUCCCACCAUCCCUCCACCCACCCCACGGUCAUUUCCUGAGCUAUCACCUAUUCCAUCAUUUGACCUGGGUCUUGAUCAAACCCCUCCUGACUUGCAACCCCUCCCACCUUCCCACAGUACGUCCACUGGCCCUUCUUCAGCCGUUGACCCACCCCAUGUUCAGUCUGAGCAGCCUGUUGGGUUAGCUGCAGCGGCAGAAGGUCGGCCAAAACGCAUAUCUAAGGCACCUCUAUGUGGGACAGGGGGGCACAAACAUGGACACAAUGCUGGGCCGGAGGCAUCUGACGAAGGACAUGCAAGACCUCCUCCUUAUUAUACGAGAAAGCGUAAGGUUCAAAAAAGGUUACCAACAAUUCAACAGUGUUGUAGUGCAGCAGCGAAAGUGAGUUGUAGUUUCUCAAUCAAGUGA